This is a messenger RNA of Papilio machaon (common yellow swallowtail), 817 nucleotides long. Its product is annotated as pyridoxal phosphate homeostasis protein. Gene Ontology annotation, molecular function: pyridoxal phosphate binding. NCBI's taxonomy places the organism in Eukaryota, Metazoa, Arthropoda, Insecta, Lepidoptera, Papilionidae. The transcript is spliced from 4 exons. Gene Ontology annotation, cellular component: intracellular anatomical structure. The record is from RefSeq and is a predicted model, not a curated record. Bases 26 to 793 code for a protein of 255 amino acids.
AUUAUUAUAAAACGUUAUAAACAUUAUGUCAGCACAGAGUGCACAAGAAAUAGACAUUAUGCACGGAUUAAAAACUGUUUUGGCUCAAAUAGAGUCUGCCGUAGCCCGGAGGAGUAAAGAUCUGCCGCAAGUAACACCUAGAUUAGUAGCGGUAUCAAAAAUAAAGCCUGCUACAUUAAUAGUACAAGCUUAUGAAGCAGGGCAGAGACAUUUUGGAGAAAAUUAUGUAAAUGAACUUGCAGAUAAAGCUAAAGACCCAUUAAUAUUGGAUAACUGUAAGGAAAUAAAGUGGCAUUUCAUUGGUCACCUACAAACAAAUAAAAUAAACAAACUUCUUGGCUCUCCAGGAUUGUUUAUGGUUGAAACUGUUGAUUCUGAAAAACUGGCUGAUAAUUUAAAUAAACAAUGGCUGAAAUAUAGAAAAGAGGAAGAAAAAUUAAAGAUCAUGGUGCAAAUAAAUACUAGUGGUGAAGAAGCAAAAAAUGGCAUUGAACCACCAGAGACAUGUCAACUAGUUGAACAUGUAUUGAGGAAUUGUCCAAACCUCGAAUUUACUGGCUUAAUGACUAUCGGCCAGUAUGACUAUGAUUUAUCAAAAGGCCCCAAUCCAGAUUUCAUAACAUUGGCAAAGUGUCGGGAAGAAGUUUGCAACAAACUGAAUUUGGAUAUAAAAAAUGUAGAAUUGUCUAUGGGUAUGUCCAGUGAUUUUGAACAUGCUAUUGAAGUCGGAGCCACCACAGUUCGUGUUGGGUCAAAUAUCUUUGGUGCUAGACCGCCGAAUUUUAAACCUUAAGUUGUUGUAAGUGAAUAAGCACAA